AUGUCAGAGUAUGAAACGCGCCCGCACGUCUCGGGGCUGAAGCGCAAGGCCCUGGUCGGCGUCGAGUACGUCCCUAAGAAGGAGGACAUGGCGGAGGGGCCGUUCGUGUGCAGGCUGGGCGCCACCGGGGGAUUGCCCCCGCCCGGCACCGAGUUUCGCGCGUGGCGGAAGAACCUCCCGUACCGCGGUCACAUGAUGCUCCUCCGCGGCCGCACCGACGGCGUGGACUACAUCGGCGCCAAUCACGCCCCGCUGGGGCACUACCCCGCGGGGGACGCCUGCAAGUACCUCCUCGGUAAGCUGGUGCCGGUGGGGAAGGGGAAGGGCGGCGGCGGCGGCGGUGGGGACGACGACGCCGUGGAGUACGAGCUCAAGCUGAUGCCCGUGGGCGGCUCCCGCGUCAUCGACCUGGAGUGCCGAUGCCACGCGCUGGACUACAACGAGCCCGAGUGGGACGGAGCGGAGGACCUCAACGACUACCAGGUCCGCGCCGCGCACAACGCGCGGCUCCUCAAAGCCUUCGCGUCCGCGAAGCAGCAGAGGAAGGUUGCGAAGAUCAUGGCCGAGCGCAGGGUCGACGGCAACACCAUCGCCGCCCCGGACGCGAUGGAGGCCACGUUGAAGCGCGCCACCGAGGGCGAGAUGGACGCGUCGCAGCUGUCCAAACUCGCGGGGGAACGAAGGAACAUCCCCGAGCACAACCCUUCGGCGACGAACGCCAUCGACGCGUACCCGUUCAAUCUGUUCCCGAUGUUUGCGCUGCUGGAGAAGCGGACCAAGUGGAAGGAGAUGGUCAAGGCCGCGAAGAAGCCCAGCGCGAUGAAGGAGCUGAGGGACGGCGGCGGCGUCGACGACUUCAUCCUCGGGCUCGUUCCGAAGCUCGCCGAGCACUCGGGCGGCGCGACCGAUCGCGAGGAGAACGACCGGCAGAAGACGCGAGCCAAGGCGCUCGCCGCGCUGGAUUUCCUCCUCGUCUUUCUCCACGCCAAGGACCACAUCUCGGAGAAGCGCGAGCGGCGCAAGGACGUCGAGGGAGACGACGACGACGCGUACACCGGGAACAAGUACCUGUCGUGGACCACGCGGGAGCGCGUGGACGCCGGGAUCCAGCGCGCGUGCGUCGACGCGUUCAUGGAGGAGCAGCACUCCGGCGGGACGGCGACGGCUGGCGGUGUCGCGCCCGGCCCCGACGAACCCAGGCGAUUCUCGCGCCCCAAGGCGAUGAAGGACCUCGUCUGCCUCCACGUCAUCCUCAUGGCGCUCAGGGUGUGCAACUACGACGUGGACCUGGACGCGUUGGGGGCGAGGAUGAAGAUGGGCGUCAAGGCGCUCGCGCCCCUGUGCCGAGAGCUGGGAUGCGCGGUGAAGAAGAGCGCUGGGAAGAAGAGCGACGGGGGCGGGGUGACGCGGGCGACGCUGCCGCUGGACGGCACCAAGACGCUCCAGGACGUGCUCCCGGAGAUCAAACGACGGCUCAAGGCUGCGAAGAAGAGGGACUGA
Molecule: messenger RNA, 1500 nt
Organism: Micromonas commoda
Lineage: Eukaryota; Viridiplantae; Chlorophyta; Mamiellophyceae; Mamiellales; Mamiellaceae
Exons: 1
Coding region: 1-1500 (499 amino acids)
Biological process (GO): RNA polymerase I preinitiation complex assembly; transcription elongation by RNA polymerase I; nucleolar large rRNA transcription by RNA polymerase I
Cellular component (GO): RNA polymerase I complex
Molecular function (GO): DNA binding
Source: RefSeq, a predicted model, not a curated record